UAAAGCAAAGCUCUCUCGUCUCAAACUUCUCUCUUUAGCGUUUUUCGGUACCACCACAAGCUAAAAGAAGCUCUCACUGCCCUCACCUCCUCACACAUUAUUUCACCGAUCCGGGCUCAGCCAACCUGCGCCGUUGUGUCUCGGUAAUGCAGUGCUUCAUGCGCCAACCACUAACCUCUUUCUCAACUUUUUCCACAGAAAUCUGAAGGUCACCUAUGGCAUCCAAAAAUGACUGGUGGCGGGCGAUCCAAGAGUAUGACUUCAAUGAUGCAUACUUCAACGACGUUAGUUUUAGCAAUGACUGUAAAGAUAAUGAUGAUGACUAGACCGAUUCAAAGUCCAAACGUGAAGAAGAAGCAGAGUUUAAUUUAGUGAAUCCUAUAGUCGGGGAGAUGUUUGCAUACAUGCAGUGGCAUUAUGAUAAAUAGCCAAUGCAAACAAGUACGUUGACUGGCAAGGCGUAUAUGGAUGAAGUCACUAAAGGUAAUCCAAUUAAGUGUUACGAGAUGUUCCGCAUGACACCUGAAUUACUGUUACAUUUAGUGGAUGAGUUGGCUCAACAUGGUUACUUGAGGGACGAACAUGGUGAGGUGAAUGCCACUCAGGCCGUCGCCAAGUUAUUGUACAUACUUGGACACAACACCCGCUUUAGACCUAUUGCAGACAGGUUUCAACACUCAACAAAAACCGUGUGUCGGCAUUUUUGUAAGGCAUUGCGAGCUGUCCACUACUACACGAAGCAUUUAAUUAAACCUAAUCAGAAUGUCAUAGGCCUUCCCAAACAUCUUCAAGUGAACAAGUACUGGUCAUGGUUUGAGAGAUGUAUAGGAGCAAUUGAUGGAACGCACAUGAGUGCCCGACCUCCUACAAAUGCGACUCAAGCACACAAGGACCGCAAGAGCCUUAUAACAACUAAUGUGUUGUGUGUGUGUAACAUAGAUUCCCAUGGCCACCAACAGGGUCGUACUACUUGGUGGAAUCAGGUCUACCAAUUGGCACUAGUUUUCUCCCCCCCUCACAAGUCAACUAGGUACCAUGCGUAGGAAUUCCACUCAAGCAGUAGACGGAUAACAUCAAAGAAAGAGUUGUACAACUACAGGCACUCAUCCUUGCAGAAGGUUAUUGAGCGGUCUUUUAGAGUGCUGAAGGCCCAUUUCCCCAUUUUGAAUUUAAUGCCAAACUUCAAGCAAAUUAGGCAGCAUUACGUGGUUAUUGUGUAUUGUGCUCUACACAAUUUCAUACGUAUGAACAAUCGGAGUGAUGAAUUGUUCGGAACAAUAGGGGAAAGUGUUGGCAAAGCUAGUGCGACCAAUAGCGAAGGCAGUGGCAAUGCUGGAGCAUCAACAAGCUCAGCGACCCAAAGGCAUAUACUAGAAAUGUCAAGUGCAUCGAAGAGAGCAAUGGGCCAAUUUAGGAAAAAUAUCACUGACACAAUGUGGGAUGAUUAUGUUACCCGUGGCAAUGUGAGAUGAUUAUAUGUUGAAAAUGGUAAUUGACCAUUUACUUUGCUACAUAAAAAUGCUAUGGCUUUGCAGCGUAAUUGUUUUGGCACUAUAAUAUGUGAUGGAAAUAUUAAUUUACGUAGGUGGAUGUAUAACUUAGUUUAACUUGUAACAUUACUACAUUAUUUUGGAAUGACAUGACAACAUGUAGA
Messenger RNA from Quercus lobata, 1654 nucleotides. RefSeq lists its product as uncharacterized. NCBI's taxonomy places the organism in Eukaryota, Viridiplantae, Streptophyta, Magnoliopsida, Fagales, Fagaceae. The record is from RefSeq and is a predicted model, not a curated record. The transcript has 4 exons. The coding region runs from base 432 to 1043 and encodes 203 amino acids.